Molecule: messenger RNA, 2318 nt
Organism: Cannabis sativa
Lineage: Eukaryota; Viridiplantae; Streptophyta; Magnoliopsida; Rosales; Cannabaceae
Product: EH domain-containing protein 2
Exons: 16
Coding region: 405-2039 (544 amino acids)
Biological process (GO): endocytosis; endosomal transport
Cellular component (GO): plasma membrane; intracellular membrane-bounded organelle; cytoplasm
Molecular function (GO): GTP binding; calcium ion binding; protein binding
Source: RefSeq, a predicted model, not a curated record
CAAAAACCUUUUAAAACGCGGUUUUGUUUUAUAUGGUCAAAGAUGUAGUGACCAGGCUGGUUCACAACAUAUAACCCUGAAUCCCGAAUUCACAAAAGUUGGGCUCCACCUUCGCAGAGUGUCUUUGACUCUUUGCCAUAUUGGGCCCAAUGAGAAAUCAAGCGCCAAGACCCACCGGCAAUUUGUCUACAAACGACGUCGUUUACACUUGAUUUAUUUUACCUUGUGGCGAUAUAAUAUUUUCGUUUGAAGCGCCAAAAAUGCAUAAAAAGAGGGUUUAUUAUUAAAAUUUACUUAACCCCUACUCUUUGCAAACCCCCUUUCCUUCUAUUUGAAAAAAAGAAAAUUAAAAAAAAAACUGAAUCAUCAAUCCAGGAACUCUUGGAUUCUGGUGAAACUUUCACAUGGAGAUUGGGUCGAGUUCAGUAGUUCCCUGCUCUAAAGAGCACCAGAAGAUCUAUCAGGAGUGGUUCAACGUAGCAGAUUCAGACGGUGAUCGCCGUAUUACUGGCAACGACGCCACGAAGUUUUUCUCCAUGUCUACACUUUCUCGUACGGAACUGAAGCAGGUGUGGGCCCUUGCGGACACUAAGCGGCAAGGGUUUCUAGGUCUUACUGAGUUCAUUACUGCAAUGCAGCUUGUUUCAUUAGCACAAGCAGGUCAUGAAUUAACUCCAGAAAUUCUUAAAAGUUCAGUUGUCAAAGAGGACCUUCCACUUCCGGUGAUGAAAGGCUUGGAUACUUUAGUAGCUAAAACUAAAGCCCCACCAACACAUACUCAGACUCAGCCGGAUCCAUAUGGAAUUGUUCAGCCUCAGCCAACUCAAUGGUAUCCUUCAAAAUCUGUUAAAAAGUUGCCUCUUAAUGCUGUUACAUCCAUAAUUGAUGGCUUAAAAAGAUUGUAUACUGAAAAGCUAAAGCCACUUGAAGUUGCCUAUCGUUUUAAUGAUUUUGUAUCACCUUUACUGACUAGUAGUGACUUUGAUGCUAAACCCAUGGUCAUGUUAUUGGGUCAGUAUUCAACUGGGAAAACAACAUUUAUAAAGCAUAUGUUAAAGUGUGACUACCCAGGAGCUCAUAUUGGGCCAGAGCCUACAACAGAUAGAUUUGUUGUUGUAAUGUCUGGGCCUGAUGAGAGAAGUAUUCCUGGGAACACAAUAGCUGUUCAGGCUGACAUGCCUUUCAGUGGCCUAACAUCGUUUGGAGGGUCAUUUUUAUCAAAAUUUCAGUGUAGCCAAAUGCCACAUCCUUUGCUUGACGAAAUUACAUUUGUGGAUACUCCUGGUGUACUAUCUGGAGAAAAGCAACGGACACAACGAAGCUAUGAUUUCACUGGUGUUAUAUCCUGGUUUGCUGCAAAAUGUGAUCUUAUUCUUCUCCUGUUUGAUCCCCAUAAACUUGAUAUUAGUGACGAAUUUAAACGUGUAAUUUCGUCUCUGCGUGGUCAUGAUGACAAGAUUCGCGUGGUUCUCAAUAAGGCAGAUCAAGUUGACACGCAACAGCUCAUGAGAGUAUAUGGAGCUUUGAUGUGGUCACUUGGAAAAGUUUUGAAUACACCAGAGGUUUCGCGUGUUUAUAUUGGCUCAUUCAACGACAAACCUGUUAAAGAAUCAGCUCUAGGCCCUAUGGGCCAAGAACUCUUUGAAAAAGAGCAAGAUGAUCUCCUGGCAGAUUUGGUUGAUAUUCCAAAGAAGGCUUGUGACCGUCGGAUCAAUGAAUUUGUGAAACGUGCCCGAGCGGCUAAGAUGCAUGCUUACAUAAUUAGUCAUCUCAAGAAAGAGAUGCCGGCCAUGAUGGGUAAAGCUAAGACGCAACAACGGCUUAUUGAUAAUCUUGAAGAUGAGUUUGCGAAGGUCCAAAGAGAGUUUCAUUUGCCGCCUGGUGAUUUUCCAAAUGUUGAGCAUUUUAGAGAGGUCUUGAAUGGUUACAGCAUUGACAAAUUUGAGAAACUGAAGCCUAAAUUGAUCCAAGGUGUAGAUGAUAUGCUCGGUUAUGAAAUUCCAGAACUCCUGAAAAAAUUUAGGAAUCCUUAUGACUAAAAUAAUUGUUAGGUGAUUUUUGUACUCUAUGAUAUUGAAAAAAGAAAAAAAAAAUUGUUAGGUGGUAUUACAAUUUACAAAGGAAUGUGUAUUGGUUUAUUUUGAGUUAGUUUCUCGAAUUUAAUUCAAAAACGUUUUAUUGUGUUCCAAUAUAAAGCUCCUUUUUUCUUGCUAAUUGCCAUGAAGAUACUAGUCCUUUUCUUGUACACCCUAUACCAUGUCAAAUAUUAUCCCAUUUAUAGUAAAAUAUUCUGUUAUGCUGUGAGUACUGUUAUUGAA